AUGGUAAAAGCAGCAAAUGCUAUAGCUGCAUUUUACUCCAAAAUGAUCUACAUCACUUGUCUUGCUCAUGGACUACAUCGGACAUCAGAAAAAAUCCGUUCUCUUUUUCCAAAAGUUGAUGAACUAAUAGCCAACAUGAAAAAAGUUUUUUUUAAAGCCCCUUCACGUGUUGAACUGUUUAAACAAGAAGCUCCCGAUGUCCCUUUACCUCCAUCACCUAUUAUCACACGAUGGGGAACAUGGUUGGAGGCAGCAAUGUAUUACUGUGAAUAUUUUAAACGAAUAUUAAAUGUAGUUCAGCAAUUAAACGCCGAGGACGCAAUAUGCAUCGAAAAAGUAAAAAAAAUAAUGUUAGAAGAAAAUAUUUUGGAAGCUGAUUUAGUAUUUAUUUAUUCAAAUUAUGGAAUAUUAAAAGCGGCCAUAACGAGUUUAGAAAAGCAUUGUCUUCCGUUACCCGAUUCCAUUAAAAUUGUUGAAAAUAAUCAGAAUAAGUUUAAAGAAUUAUCUUGUGCAAAUGGUGUUGAAAUAUACAAUAAAUUUAAAAAUGUCAUUGAAAAAAAUGACGGAUUUCGACAGUUAUCAAAUAUAUCCAAAAUUAUAACUGGAGAAAAUACCUCAACGAACAAUAUACCAGAAGAUCUUUCAAGCAGUGACUUAGUAUACUUUAAGUAUGCCCCGAUAUCUUUAACGGAUGUAGAACGAAGUUUUUCUCGAUUCAAGAACAUAUUUGCUGAAAACCGACGUGCAUUUUUAUUUGAAAAUCUAGCCAAGUCUUUAGUAGUUAAUUGUAACUCUCCAGAUAAAUUUAAAAAUAUCUUAAAAAUCUAUUGCAUUUGUUUAAAUUGA
Messenger RNA from Macrosiphum euphorbiae (potato aphid), 846 nucleotides. The record is from the annotation of a GenBank genome assembly. NCBI's taxonomy places the organism in Eukaryota, Metazoa, Arthropoda, Insecta, Hemiptera, Aphididae.